UGUCACCCCGUCGAUGCUAACCGCUCUUCUAGCGCUUAUUGUUUUGCUAAGGGUUGGAUGUUUCCCGGGCAUCUCCAAACAUUUCCUGAAACACAGCUGUCAAGUCUGCUCUGUCCCAAAGCUUAAUGGAAACACAGUUUUAACUGCGUUUGAAUGGAAAAUGGUCCGUGUGUUUGUGUUCUCUACGCGGCGAGGCCGGUAAUGACCUAAUCUCAGUCUCGUGAUACCUGCGCAGGUGAACUGACCUCUGACCUGUGCUGACCCUCACACCUGUCCGUCAAGAUCGUCAAAUCUGCUCUUAAAGUCAUGGACAACUCAAACGACUGCAAGAAGGCGGAGCCCAGAGUCAAUGAGAAUAAAUGCUCGUGGGCGUCAUACAUGACAAACUCCCCUACUGUCAUCGUAUUGAUCGGCCUUCCCGCCAGAGGAAAGACAUACAUAUCUAAGAAGCUGACGCGAUACCUCAACUGGAUCGGGGUUCCCACGAAACUUUUUAAUCUGGGCGUUUAUAGACGUGAGGCGGUACAGUCAUACAAGUCUUACGACUUCUUCCGUCACGACAAUAAACAGGCCAUGAAAAUCAGGAAACAAUGCGCCAUCGUGGCUCUACAGGAUGUGAAAUCUUAUCUGAAUGAGGAGGGAGGGCAGAUCGCUGUUUUUGAUGCGACGAACACAACCAGAGAGAGAAGGAGCCUCAUCCUGAGUUUUGCGAAGGAAAAUGCAUACAAGGUGUUUUUUGUCGAAUCAUUUUGUGACGACCCAGAAGUCAUUGCUGCCAACAUACUGGAUGUGAAGGUUUGCAGCCCUGAUUAUCCUGAGAGAGACCGAGAGAGCGUGAUGGAGGACUUCCUGAAGAGAAUCGAGUGUUAUAAAGUCACAUAUCAGCCGUUAGACCCUGAUGACCAUGACAAGGACCUGUCCUUCAUCCAGGUGAUCAACGUGGGCCAGCGCUUCCUGGUGAACCGCGUUCAGGAUUACAUCCAGAGCAAGAUCGUCUACUACCUCAUGAAUAUUCACGUUCAGAAGCACUCCAUCUACGUGUGCCGCCACGGCGAGAGCCAACACAACGUCCAGGGCAGCAUCGGAGGAGACUCGGAGCUCUCCAGCAGAGGAAAACAGUUUUCUAAAGCCCUGCGUGGGUUCCUGGAAAACCAGAAGAUCCCAGACCUGAAGGUGUGGAGCAGUCAGCUCAGACGCACCAUCCAGACGGCCGAGGAGCUGGACGUCCCGUACGAGCAGUGGAAAAUACUCAACGAGAUCGACGCCGGCAUCUGUGAGGAAAUGACAUAUGAAAAGAUAAAAGAAAGAUAUCCAGAUGAAUAUUCUCUCAGAGACAAGGACAAAUACCACUACAGAUACCCAGGAGGAGAGUCCUAUCAGGAUCUGGUGCAGCGUCUAGAGCCAGUAAUCAUGGAGCUGGAGAGACAAGGCAACGUGCUGGUCAUCUGCCACCAGGCCGUCAUGCGCUGUCUCCUCGCUUACUUUCUGGACAAGAGCGCUGCUGAUUUGCCGUAUCUGAAGUGCCCCCUGCAUGCGGUGCUGAAACUAACCCCAGUGGCUUAUGGCUGUAAAGUCGACAUAUUUAACCUGAAAGUCGAAGCUGUGAACACGCACCGGGACAGACCACUCGGAAGCUCCAGACAGGAAGUGUCGCCCACUUUACUGAGGAGGAACAGCUUUACGCCACUGUCUAGUCAGGAUCAAGUCAAGCGUCCCCGCCUCUUCAGCGUCGGUAACCCGCCCCGCUUGGCAAACGUUCCUGUCUUAUCAACCUCGUGAUUCCCAGAGGCACAGGAGAACGAGGAGCUGAGGGAGAGCCCGGAAACACUGAACUGCUUUGCCCCUUCAGACUCGAAAGACGCCAUCCAAGAGUGACGACACAAAAAAAGCUGUGUAACGCCCGUUUUCUCCAGACAUGAUUCAGCUGUUGACGCUGUUCACAUGUUCUGCCCAAAAUCAGCACAUGUGAACAGUGCUUUAUGUAACAUUAACAGCGCUGGCAACGCCUCUGUCCGCUCUUCUCAACCCUCAUCCGUCUACAAGCGCUUGGAAGUACGGUAAAAUCACAACACGCAACAAUUAAUGCAGGGAAGAUUCACUCGCACUGUUUGACUGCAGAUUGACAGCUCGUGGGACCAAUUAGAGCGCAGAUUGACUGAUGGAAGGGGCGUGGCUUUUGCUAGUUAAGCUGAUUAGAAUAUUUAAAGACACAGCACAC
Molecule: messenger RNA, 2218 nt
Organism: Carassius carassius (crucian carp)
Lineage: Eukaryota; Metazoa; Chordata; Actinopteri; Cypriniformes; Cyprinidae
Gene: pfkfb2a
Product: 6-phosphofructo-2-kinase/fructose-2,6-biphosphatase 2a
Exons: 16
Coding region: 307-1779 (490 amino acids)
Biological process (GO): fructose metabolic process; fructose 2,6-bisphosphate metabolic process
Cellular component (GO): cytosol
Molecular function (GO): 6-phosphofructo-2-kinase activity; fructose-2,6-bisphosphate 2-phosphatase activity; ATP binding
Source: RefSeq, a predicted model, not a curated record